This is a messenger RNA of Xyrauchen texanus (razorback sucker), 2454 nucleotides long. RefSeq names its product glutaredoxin domain-containing cysteine-rich protein 1-like. NCBI's taxonomy places the organism in Eukaryota, Metazoa, Chordata, Actinopteri, Cypriniformes, Catostomidae. The record is from RefSeq and is a predicted model, not a curated record. The transcript has 4 exons. The coding region runs from base 1 to 936 and encodes 311 amino acids. Gene Ontology annotation, biological process: sensory perception of sound.
AUGGAGGGGACUUUGUUGACACCGGGGGAUGGAAAGAGGCAGAAGAGGGUGAGGUUUCGAGUGGCCUCAGGGAAUAGCGGGCGGGUUUUGAAAGAGAUGUUUAAGGAUGAAGGGCCAUCAGAUUCCCUGGAUUCAGACUGCACCAGCAGUUCUGAUGCAGACCGGGCCAGCACCCCAUCCAACACCAGUGGCGAGUUUAACAGCCUCCUGUGUAGAUAUUUGGUGUCUGAGCUGGACGACAGUGGAAGUGAACCUGACAAUUUGCUUGUGUUUGCAGGAGGGAGAGACAAGGACAGAGUGUUGAGUACCAGACGAGUGAAUAUCCUCAGUAAAAAUGGGACAGUUCGAGGAGUCAAGCACAAAGUCAGUGCUGGCCAAAUUCUCUUUGAUAACUUGGCUAAAAACAAUGGGGUAAAAAUGACUCUAGAGUUUGGGCGAAUUGUAAUCUACACCACCAGUUUUCGGGUGGUAAGGACUACAUUCGAGCGAUGUGAGCUAGUCCGAAAGAUCUUCCAGAACCACAGGGUGAAGUUCAUAGAGAAGAACAUUGCCUUGGACAGUGAGUAUGGGAAGGAACUGGAAACACGCUGUAAACGAGUGGGUGAAUCUCCCUCACUACCUGUGGUAUUCAUCGAUGGACACUACCUAGGGGGUGCAGAGAAAAUACUUGAAAUGAAUGAGUUAGGGGAGCUUCAGGACCUCCUAAACAAAAUUGAGAGGGUACAGCAACCCGACAGUUGCCAGACGUGUGGGGGAUUCGCCUUUGUCCCGUGCCCUAUGUGCCAUGGCAGCAAAAUGUCUGUGUUUCGCAACUGCUUUACAGACUCAUUCAAAGCCCUAAAGUGCACAGCAUGCAACGAGAAUGGUCUUCAGCCCUGCUCCAGUUGUUCUCACCGUUCUCUUCAAGUGCCUGCAACCCCAUCCCAGCAUCUCUAAACCCAGAAGCCAUGUAAAGAACUACAGAGAUGCAGAAUGAACAGCUAUUUGUGAAUAAACUGUUUUUAGAAAAUGUUAUGAGUCCACAAAUAUAGUUUAUACCAUAUUUGUAAUUUAAUAAUGGAUUUUAUUACAACAUAGGCUUUUUGUCAUAUGCCAACAGGUGCCAAAGAUAAAUAUCUGGAAACAUUAAACAUUCCAACAGCAUGGACAGUGUCUGACACUGUAAAUAAUAGAGCAAUUAAAGGUGCACUCAGUCAUUUUUUUCCUCAUUAAAAAAGUUGAACUCCUAAAGACAUGAAUUGUAAUUUUGCAUUAUAUGUAAAAAACCAUGAGCACUCAUAUUAAAAUAAAGACUCCAGCUAUAUCAGUUACUUAUAAAAGCUGUUUUAUUCUUCAUGGAGAGUCCACACAUGGGGGCUGCCAUGUUAGAAUCACAUGACCAGCCGAAUACUACUCACCUAAUCUCAGUAACAACCCUGUUAUAUAUAUAUUUUUUUUAGUAUUUUUUUAUUUCCUCCACAAUUUGGAAUGCCCAAUUCCCAAUGCGCUCUAAGUCCUCGUGUCUGAGUGGUGGAGGAAGAAUGUCAGUUGCCUCCGUCUCUGAGAUGGUCAACCUGCACAUCUUAUCAUGUGGCUUGUGGAGCGCGUUACCGCGGAAACAUAGCGGGUGUGGAGGCCUCUCGUUAUUCUCCGUGGCAUCCACCCACAACUCACCACGUGCCCCACCGAGAGCGAGAACCACAUUAUAGCGACCACAAGGAGGUUGCCCCAUGUGACUCUACCCUCCCUAGCAACCGGGCCAAUUUGGUUGCUCAGGAGACCUGGCUGGAAUCACUCUGCACGCCCUGGAUUCAAACUCAUGACACCACUAAAAUAAUCAUGGCUGACUGUGAAUACUUAAAUUCUACAAUGGCUUCUGAAACUGAAAACUUGCUGCAUUCAAGCUGCUAAGUGUCAAUGUAAGUCCAAAAGGACACAAAGACAAAGGUUACUGAGUGCACCUUUAUGUAAAUUAACUACUGUAGGGGCUCAGAGAGGGAUACCAUAUUUCCAUGCUCUAUGAUCCCAGCAUUAGCCAAAAUUCAAAGCAUUACCUAUUAAAUAUUAAAGUGGGUGGUGCCAUUUCCAUCUGAGGUGAUUCAAUUGACUGUACAAAAAAAGGGAUCAAAGAAAAAGCCCACAACAAGUGACGUGUGUCAUUAUUUGCCAGUAAAUCAGGGAUUUUUACGUUCAAAUGUAAUUAUUCAAGCCUAUUCAGGAAUCAAAUUACCUGGCAUUGAAAGAAGAUGACCUAAUGUAGCCUAUGUAUACUGUACAUCUGUAAUCUGCAAUUCACCCACGAUCUCACGCUGACCUUAUCUAGGGUUCAUUCAAAAGUAAACAAACAGAUUGCAUUUAAAAAAUAAAUAAAAAAAUAAAAAGAGACAACAAUGCCACAAUAAUGCAUUUCAAUGAUAUUUUAUACGGAGUAAUCACUAGUGAUACUUGAGGUUGGAAGUAAUUCUUAGUUCUGGU